UUCAUGUAGUUGGUCACUUUCUGUCUGUGGGAAUGUGCUCUCAGACAUAUUGUUUUGUGAAACUACAAACGCACUCUUCAUCUGAAAGGUUUGGAUGUGAGGAACACUUGUGUAGGCCGAUGACAUUGUCCUGUUCCCCUGCAGUCACAUUCCUCUCGGCUGACACGGAGAAGAGGACGCAGAUUUGGACGGAGGAAACAUUGGCUGGCGCUCUCAGUUUGUGUCUCCACAGCUUAAAGGAGAACUUGUCUGGGUCUAGUUUUGUGCCUCUCACAAAGAAAACAAAAAAAAAAAAAGAGGAAAAAGAGCAGUUUCUCUUGCCAAGGGUCUGUAAGUGCUCAUAAUCCAGACAUUUGUCAGAUGUAGAGAGAGAUAGGCUAUUGCGCAGGUGGUGUUUCGAGGGUGACUUUUAUUCUAUCAAAGCGGUGGUCUCGGGUGUUUGUGACAUGAUGCCGGGACAGAUCCCGGACCCCUCGGUGACGGCCGGCUCACUGCCCAGUCUGGGUCCUCUAGCAGGCCUUUCUGCCUCCACACUGACUGAACACCUGAAGUACGCCGACCUCUGUAACCUCGGGGCCAUGCUGUCCCCUUUCCAUCUCCUGGGGAAGCUGGGCAAGCGGACGCUCCCUAUCAAAGCCGAGAAAGAUGAAGAGGAAGAGCGGAGGAAAAGAAGGCGAGAGAAAAACAAAGUGGCGGCAGCGAGAUGUCGAAACAAAAAGAAAGAAAGGACAGAGUAUCUACAGCGGGAAUCUGAGCGUCUGGAGAUGAUGAACUCGGAGCUGAAAGCACAGAUCGAGGAGCUAAAGCACGAACGACAGCAGCUCAUACUGAUGCUCAAUCGCCAUCGGCCCACCUGCAUCGUGAGCACAGACAGCAUCAAGACGCCUGAGAAAGAGAGCAACCCUCUCCUGGAGCAGGUGGAGGCCAAAUGAGAAGAACCACACACUUCAUGACCACGUUACUGUUUACAGGUCAGCUCGUCUCCAGAGAGCUGAAGCACUUGGCUCGAAGCACUUGGACAUUUUAGGGAAGACAGAAUGACCUGCGUCUCUGACCUGCGAUGGCCUCAUUAAACGGCCGUGUUUUUGUAGUUACAAAACUUUUGUGGGAUAGUUGUUUUUUUGUGGUCAUAAAGUGCCUUUUUUCAGUUCAUUUAGUUUUAUGGGAAGAAUUGUCUGUUGGUUGUUCUGAACUGAUGAAAACACUCAUUGAAUGGUUGGACAUGCAUGUUAACUGGAUGAUUCUUCACAGACCGUCUCAACAUUUAUUCACCAUUUGCUGCCUUCAGUUGUUUUUUCUUCUCUCUGGCGCAGGCGUCAUGUAUGCACAUAUGUAUGAACUGUUUACAUCUUGCCAAUUUAUUAUAGUUAUCUAGUAUAUAAAUAUAUGAUUUUUAUACCUCCUGUACAUGGACUUAUCACUAGAUGUGAUACAUUUUAUGCAACGAUUUCAUAACCUCUAUUUCUGUGACGUAUUCAAUUUGUUGUAUAGCUGUGAAAAGUAAACUGCAAACAAUUAUUAAACAAGUGAUUUCCAAAGUGA
This is a messenger RNA of Carassius gibelio (silver crucian carp), 1542 nucleotides long. RefSeq names its product Jun dimerization protein 2a (gene jdp2a). Lineage: Eukaryota; Metazoa; Chordata; Actinopteri; Cypriniformes; Cyprinidae. The record is from RefSeq and is a predicted model, not a curated record. Gene Ontology annotation, biological process: regulation of transcription by RNA polymerase II. Gene Ontology annotation, cellular component: nucleus. The transcript is spliced from 5 exons. Gene Ontology annotation, molecular function: RNA polymerase II cis-regulatory region sequence-specific DNA binding; DNA-binding transcription factor activity, RNA polymerase II-specific. Bases 447 to 932 code for a protein of 161 amino acids.